Messenger RNA from Colossoma macropomum (tambaqui), 1537 nucleotides. RefSeq names its product duboraya (gene dub). The transcript has 7 exons. The record is from RefSeq and is a predicted model, not a curated record. Bases 125 to 922 code for a protein of 265 amino acids. NCBI's taxonomy places the organism in Eukaryota, Metazoa, Chordata, Actinopteri, Characiformes, Serrasalmidae.
GCGCAGGGGCGGGGCUUGUCGGAAUACGGGCGGGAAACAAACCAGCGCUUGAGAGGAGCGCUUGUGAGUAAAGUAGAGCUGCAGGAGAGUUCAGUAGAACUCUCAAAAGACGGUGGAGGGGAAGAUGGAGAAGGAGUCCACGGGAAAACGUUCUGUGGCUGAACUGGCUGGAAAGUUCGCUUGUCAAAUCCCUGUUCCUACAGGACCUGACGGGAACAAGCCUGUACGGAGGAGACCUCCACGCACGCUGGAACUACCUGCCAGUAACAACGCAGGCCAGGGCCAGGAUGAGAAAGGAGAGGCUACUUCUCAUCCUCCGAGAAAGCAAAGAAACUCUGCUCUCAUUGAGAAACUACAGGCUAACCUCGUUCUGUCUCCCACGGCCCUGCUGCCUUCACCAAUGAGCCCUGGAGCUGCGAAACCUCCACCAGUGUCUUUCUCAUCAAACUCACCCUGCAGCCCGGUCAGUCCAGCUGCAGCUCCCAAAGCCAGCCAGGAGGCCCCAGCCAGCUUUGAAAAACCUGCAGAAGGAACUGUUCUACUAAGCAUUAACAAGGGCAGAGCUAGACAUUCUAUCAAACGUCGGCCACCAUCUCGCCGCCACAGGAAGUCUAGUUCAGACGAUGUUGGUGCUGAAGAGGAAAAGACUGCCUCGCCUGUCUCUGAGUCUGCUGCUCCAGGUGGUAAGGAGGAAGACGUGUUCAAGAAGCAGAACGUGGAGGAAAAGGAGGACAGCAGUGCUGAGCCAGUGUCUUCUACCUCUGAGCAACAGAAAGAGCAAAUCCAAAGUGCAUCACCAGAUUCAGAACAGCAGCCUACAGCAGAGGGAGAAAAGGAGAGCAAAGCAUGUGAGGAGGCCCCUGUGUCUUCAGAGAAGGAGGAGAAAGUAGAAGAGGAGAAGGUAGAAGAGGAGAGAAGGUAGAAGAGGAGAAGAAGGUAGAAGAGGAGAAGAAGGUAGAAAAGGGGGAGGAGAAGCCUGAUGAGCCCCAGUUAGCCAAUAACACCUCAGAGACCAUAAAGCAUGAAAAGCCUAAUGAAGAACCAGACACAGAGCCGCAGACUGAGCCAGACAGAGCGACAGAGGACAAAGAAGAACAGGAGGAGAAGAAAGAGGAGGAUGGAGGGAGCCAGACAGAGGAGUGUAAAGGAUCCGAACAAUGAAAUCCUUGGGAAUUCUCCACAAAGGACUGCUCACUAAAUCCUAACUGCUUGGCCAAACCAUUGAGGUGAAGGGGAGGCCUGGGAAUUAAUAAUGUGAACAACAUGGCUUGAAACUUCCCUCCAACAAAGCUUUAGCAGCAGUUCUCCGCUUUUUGUUAAAUUCUUCUGUUGGAUGUACAAGUUAACCAUGAGAUGAAAAGAAAAGAAAAAACCUGUCUUCUUGUACAGAUGUGUUAAUAUUUUGGUAAUAUGUUUUGUGCUGGUGGUACAAAGUCAGAUACAGCAUUGUACAUGUGAUUAGUUUAGUUCUGAUAUUUGCUUUUUGUAUAUACCUUGAACUAAAAUUAAUGUGAAAUAAAGGAUUAAUUUUUGCUGA